UCUGUUGAAUGAACUUGUCGGUGAAUAGGACAGCAUUAGUAGCUCAGUAUAUGCAGUAAAAACUGUUUAAAAAUAAAAAUAAAAAAACCCAAUGUUCGCUAAGACAAAUCGAGCAGCAGCCUGACCAAAGUCUUUUUUGAAGAUUUGGAUAUGUUUGGUAUCAAAAAAAUCGCUUGGAGAGCGGGUCAAAUUUUGUUAAUGUGCUGUGUAACAAGGGACUGAGUUCAGCCGAACACUGGGAUUGUGUGUUCCUCUUUAUAAUGGCUGUGUUAUACCUGGUCAUUGUCCUGCUCGUGUUCUAUGGAACUGUUCGGCAAACAGAUGCUGCGUGUCAUGUAAGCUGUACCACAGACUACAUCGCAACGCUGAACUGUUCCUAUUCGGGUUCAGAAAAAGCACUGUCUUAUGAGAUUCAGGCAAACUGCAGCGAUAUGAUGGGCUACACAGUUGGGAAAUGUGUCAUCAGAUCACCAAAUCAGUGGUGUACCAUGCAGCCAGACAACUUUUUCAUGAUAGUAAACCCUGAUACCUCUUGUGAACUCAAAGGAAAACACAUCAACCAACAAACCAACAGGGAAGAGUGCGCUUCAAAGGUUGUGCUUCUGAACCAGAUGAUUAAGCCACAGCAACCUGUGAAUCUAACUCUUACUAAAAAUAAUAAAGAAUUCAACAUCACCUGGGAGAUGGCUUAUAAAGAGGAUGAAAAUGUCGAGCUGUUUGGUGAAUUGAUAUAUCGAGUGCGUUUAAGGCCAAAAGGCAUCAUGAACAAGGAGCACUCGAGGGUGUACAAUGUCGGAGAGGACCGCAGGUAUCAGGAAAUCCAGUGUGACCUGCUCUCUCCAGGAAAAGUGUAUGUGGUUGAUGUUCAGGCCUCAGUCAACCCCCAACUGAAGAACCUUGACCAAACCGAAUGGAGCAAAUGGAGCGACAGCGUGGAGUGCACCUGCCCCCACGCCGACCCUGAGCCUUUUGAUCGUUUAUGGUACUUCUUGAUGCUGCCUCUUGUUUUUGGACUCUUUGGGUUCUUUGCAAUGCGCUACAAGGGCUUGCUUAAGAAGCCGUGUCUGGUUCAGUAUAUCCCGGACCCCCAUGAUUUCUUCAAACCCCUUUAUCACACAUACCAAGGAGACUUCAAGAAAUGGGUUGGACCAGUGUUUACCUUCAGCAGCUUUGACGUGCUGGAAAAGAGUGCUCCACUGCAGGUGCUGAGUGAGAAACAGCAAGCUGCUGUGCCGCUGCAAACGCCUCUUCUCCCCAAUCAAGGAAGUGGAGGCAGUAGUCUAGGAGACUGGAGUCUUCUCAGCUUGAUGAACCCAGACUUGUCCAAGCGUUAUUUCCUUGGAGGCAGCAGCCUUGGCUUUGGCCACUCCAGUGGCCACAUCUCCAUGGAUACCGUGACCGUGUCUGGACAGGAGGGGGCCAUGUCAAAUUUUGAAGAGACUAAUCGGAAUGCAGUUGAGGUUCCUGAUGAGAUCGAAGAUCCGGAGCCGGGCAACAGGGAGAGUUCAGAAGUACAGGGUUUCAAUGAGUGGCAGCUGCAAGCCAAUGACGCAGAGAAUGGUGAAGAGCUCUCACUGGAUUCAUUUAGUUCCAACGAACACUCUGAUUAUGGUUAUCCUCAAAUUGGCCUUGACUUAGACACUAUUGACAGUGGAUUCUUGGAAUCAGACUGCUCGAGCCCGGUGAGCUCUGAAUGCGAAGGAGGAGAACGAAUGGACACUGGUUUAUUGGGUGGCACUGUGGGGACCCAUUCAAACUAUGUCAAGCAGUGGAUGGCUUUUAUGCCAGCAAGUAAUUGUGAAGGAGAAAAUAGCAACUCUUUGUAGGAAACUUCUGUUUCCAUGAACUGCUACACUGACAGACUAUCAUGCAAAAGGUUUUGGAAUUGUCCAAAAAGUCUUUAUUGCAUGUUUAUUAGCCAUAUAUGGUUACAGAUUAUCUACAGUGACGUCUCUACCAUGCAGAAACAAUAGUCUUAGAGACAUGAUUCUUGGACUUAAUUCUGGGUAUUUUGCCUCUGUGUAAAUCUAUGAAAAGAGACUUUGAUGUUAUCACUUACUGCAGAUUUUUUUUUAACAAAACAAAAUGAUAGUUGUAGAACAGGAGGUGGUGAAGAUUACUUGUGACAAUCACGUGACAACGCUCCAUAGUUUUGCACUUGUUAUCAAGAUUUCUGAGUGAAAAGGAAACUGAGCACGUGGAGAUAAGGCAACAUGGGCAUUCUUCUGAGGAGGGCUUAAUCUGAUAGACACUGAAAUGCAUAUACUAGUAUAUCAGAUCAUUUAUGUGCAUGCUAUAAUUGCUGAUCUCAGCUACUGACUUUUUUCCAUCUUUGUUUAACACUCAGGCAAAGUAUAAAUGUCAUAUCUUGAUUACUUUUGGCAGCUGAUUUGAUGCUGUUUUUCGAAGAUGAGUCAGACUGGUAUUAGCAGCACUUAAUUGUGAAGUAUGGGAGCAAGUUUGCCUUUAAAGUUGACUUAUUUGCAGUAAUCAGACAGAACCAAAGCUCAGAUGGACAGAUUGUUGUUGAUUUAUAUGUAUUAAGCUCAGUUCAUGAACUUCCAUGUCCAUGAAGUGCACUGGGCAUGCACUUUUACAUCACGAUAGAAGUGUCAGUCCUUGUUUUCCUUUUGCCUACCAAUGUAGUAGCACUUUAUUUCCCUGAAUCAAACUGACAAGAAUGUUAGUUAAAUAUUAGCUUUCACUCAUCACAUUAGAAAACCUCGUUUAAAAGCCCCUUCUUUAUUUUUACCUCUGCCAACUUUAUUGUUGGAGGAGGUCACGCUUUCACUGCUGUUUGUUUAUUUGUUUGUUUGUUCCCAAUGUAACUCAAAAAGUAGUGAACAGAAUUGGAUGAAAUUUGGUGGAAAGGUGAUCCAUGGGCCAAGGAACAAUUCAUUAGAUUUUGAUGCAAACCCAUAUGCAUGUGGAAACAGGACCCAGAUAUGUAUGUGGAUCCAGGAUUUUUUUUUUUUUUGUCUGUUCCCAAUGUAACUCAAAAUGUAGUGAACAGAUUUGGAUGAAACUUAGUGGACAGCUUUAGUAUUAUCCUAGGUUCAAGUCAUUUGAUUUUGAUAUUGAUCAUAUGUGGCUUGCACUCGACUGAGUGCCCUUCUAUUUAAUACAGUAUAUGCCUUUAUAAAAAAAAACCUACCAGAAAAUGAAUACGUAUUUACAGUGGAAUGGACACAAAAAUUGUUUUCAAUUCAUAAUUAUUGCUGACUUCACGAAAAUAGAUUUUAUAUAAACAAACUCUAUUUUGCUCAUGUAUACAGAAGUUCUUGACAACGUAAUCUCAUUUCUAAUGGGCCCUGUGCAAGAAUAACUAAAAGAAAGGGGACACUAAAGGGGAAUGUGGAGCAUAUUACAAAAUAAAAGGACUAAGUGGAAAACAAAAUGAAAAUAAGAAUUAUGCAAAACACACAUCAGGAGUAUAUUGCUUACUCUCAUGUACUAUCAGAUAUGUUGUUGUUGUUGUUGUUGUUUCCUUACAUUAAAAAUAAAUAAAUAAAUAAAUAAAUAAGAGAUUUCCUUCCCUGAAACUGAUUUCUUUGGCUAAAAUCAAUGCAGUCAAUUCCUUCAAAUCCAGUCCAGUCUUUAACGUGCAAUCAAAUGUGAUAAACUCUAUAGAUGGCAGCUGUAUAGAAAUAAACCUGUUGUUUAUAUUAUAUCAGGGAGAAGAAAUUAACUUUUUCAUGAUAGUUUCAGUGUCUUUGCAAAUUAUGUGUUACAUGUACCAUUAUACAUGUGAUAAUGGUUUUGAAAUUUAUUUAAUUGGUCCAACAUCCAUUAUUGGUCCAACAUCCAUUAUGUCUGCAGUGUCAGUUACUGUGUCAUAAAAAAAUAAAAAGCUAACUUUGGUUUUUCUGACUAAGAGGAUGCUUAAUUCAGUGUAGGCACAGAACAAAAUGACUGAAUACUCCGAAAUGUCAAAGAGUGCAAAACACCCCACCAUCAAGAUACCUCCUUCAUUAACUGAUCAUAGAUUAAGAUAAUAUUGUGGUUUGGCAAGAACUGUCUGUAUAUAUAAAGCCACGCACGGUUAGCAGAAGCUGAGAGCUUAUUCACCUUCAAAUGCUUUACCUCAAAAGGUAACUACCAUCUUUAUUUCUAUCAUGUUUUUCAGUGAACCUGCUUGAGCUGAAAUUUGUCUAAGUUACCUGACAGUGUGACAGCUUUGUCAUGUAUUUAUGUACAUUCAUUGUAAAAGGAAAGCUUUUUUAUUAGUAGUGCAAAAGUUUCAUGUUUUACUUCGGCUACAUGUUUUAUCUUGUCAGUUUUGUCUUUAAAUUUAAACGUUACAAUUAUGAUUAAACAUGUGCCUGGAACAGUACAGAA
This is a messenger RNA of Neoarius graeffei (lesser salmon catfish), 4338 nucleotides long. RefSeq names its product interleukin 21 receptor, tandem duplicate 1 (gene il21r.1). The coding region runs from base 261 to 1826 and encodes 521 amino acids. Gene Ontology annotation, biological process: cytokine-mediated signaling pathway; immunoglobulin mediated immune response. NCBI's taxonomy places the organism in Eukaryota, Metazoa, Chordata, Actinopteri, Siluriformes, Ariidae. Gene Ontology annotation, cellular component: external side of plasma membrane. Gene Ontology annotation, molecular function: cytokine receptor activity; protein binding. The record is from RefSeq and is a predicted model, not a curated record. The transcript is spliced from 9 exons.